AUGGAAGAUAGCCUUGGAGGGAGUUCCUCUAAGGACAACUGCGGCAUCAAGGAACAAGACCGGUUGCUGCCAAUAGCCAAUGUUAGUCGGCUCAUGAAGCAGAUUUUGCCACAGAACGCGAAAAUCUCGAAGGAAGCGAAGGAAACAAUGCAAGAAUGUGUGUCGGAGUUCAUAAGCUUUGUCACAAGUGAAGCUUCUGAGAAGUGCAGAAAGGAGAGGAGAAAAACUGUGAAUGGUGAUGACAUUUGCUGGGCUUUGGCAACGCUAGGCUUUGAUGACUAUGCUGCACCAAUCAGAAGGUACUUGCACAGAUAUAGAGAGAUUGAGGUAGACCAUAAUAACAAGGCCAAUCAUCAAGAAAGAGGGAUCAAUAAUCCUCAAGAGAGGGAUGAACUAUGCAAAUUGCGAUAG
Molecule: messenger RNA, 411 nt
Organism: Sphenostylis stenocarpa
Lineage: Eukaryota; Viridiplantae; Streptophyta; Magnoliopsida; Fabales; Fabaceae
Source: the annotation of a GenBank genome assembly